AUGUCGACUACUGUCACUCACGUCUUCAUAACGGCUACCAAUCAGCUGGAGCCCGAUGACAAACAUGCCAGGAAGCGGAUACGAAAGCAGGCCAUGAGCAAGUCUGCCCAGGCCAGGCGGAAACGAGGCGGCUAUGGACAGCAUAAUCUAAUCCAGUACCCGGCUGAGUUUUCGCCUUGCAGUGAUGGCAGAUCCGAUCCCCAGGUUUCGGUCAAGGCUCUCAUCCCGGCUAGUCUCGCAUCCAGCUCAUACGAGAAGAUGAGGAUGCGGUACAAUUUCGAUCUUCUAGAUCUGUCUCAGUUGACAUCAUUCCACAUCAGCUAUGCAACAGCAAACAUCCUGGCUCACAAGCCCACCAUGUUGACUGAAGUGCUGGGCCACCGGGACUGGUCGUACCUCAACUACUUGCCGGGCCGGAUCGGGCAUAACGGCGCCUUGGACAAAGCUGCCGCAUGUGUAGCCGCUCGAGCUCAGCAGUGGCUCUCUUCACCUUCCGAGCCCGUGUCCAACAGCAUCUUGAAGCUGUAUUCCGGCGCGUUGGCGGCUCUACAGGCCGAGUUGCAGUGCCCCAAUGCGUGUCUUCGACCAGACGUGCUCUGUGCCACGCAGCUACUUGGAAUAUACGAACUGUUGAAAAUGUCAACUGAAGACGCUUGGCGGUAUCAUUCUACAGGGGCAACUGCCUUGAUCAAGCUUCGUGGCCCUGGGCGCUGCGAAACCGAUUUCGAGAAGGCAUUGGUGCUAUCCCACGUCGGACAAAUCUUCCACGAGGCGCUCAAUAUCAACCAGACAUGCUUCUUGAGCGAUGAUCCGUGGCAGGCUGCAUUGCGCUCAAUCCCCACAACCGACAAUCUAUUCUCCGAUAGGAGCGAGCCCAUUAUAUCGCUCUUGACUACGGUAUGCCGCGUGCCGGAGUAUUUCUAUAAGACGACGCAGAUCAUCUGCGUCACUCGCCACGACACGCCAGCCGACCUGGUUGAUGAUGCGAAGAACAACCUGCAGCUGCUUCGUCUCCAACUCUUGCAUUGGUACGAAACAUUCUUUGGGCCAACCGCGUCGGAUUAUCCCAAGGUGGCGAUAGUUAAAGACAGGAAGCAUGAAGCCCUUGGGUUCAGCUUUGCCGUGUCCAUCAUACUUAACCGUCUGCUCUUUUGCUUGGAUCCCGUGGCGGAUGCCCACUGUGAGGAGACUGCGCAGAACAGUGCUUUGAAAAUUCUAAUGAUUGCCAAGCAAGAGCUGUCUGCUGUUUCUCAAGCUGAGCUUUUCAUGGCAAUCAAGUUCAAGGUUGCCAAAGUUACCCUUGCUACAGCUGAUAGAUGGAGGGCUUGGCGUAUGAGUGUGUGUACUCAGUGUAGCCCUUUGGCGGAAUCACUGAUUAUGCCAAAGGAUAUGUUUGUUGAUUGGUGUCAAAGGAUGGGUUGGGAGACUCCUCGUCAGCCUUAG
Trichoderma aggressivum f. europaeum is the source of this 1443-nucleotide messenger RNA. RefSeq names its product transcriptional regulator family: Fungal Specific TF. Bases 1 to 1443 code for a protein of 480 amino acids. NCBI's taxonomy places the organism in Eukaryota, Fungi, Ascomycota, Sordariomycetes, Hypocreales, Hypocreaceae. The transcript has 3 exons. The record is from RefSeq and is a predicted model, not a curated record.